This is a messenger RNA of Cloeon dipterum, 2100 nucleotides long. RefSeq names its product mitogen-activated protein kinase kinase kinase 7-like. Gene Ontology annotation, biological process: JNK cascade; positive regulation of canonical NF-kappaB signal transduction; immune response. NCBI's taxonomy places the organism in Eukaryota, Metazoa, Arthropoda, Insecta, Ephemeroptera, Baetidae. Gene Ontology annotation, molecular function: ATP binding; MAP kinase kinase kinase activity; magnesium ion binding. The transcript has 8 exons. The record is from RefSeq and is a predicted model, not a curated record. The coding region runs from base 110 to 1768 and encodes 552 amino acids.
CACUGUCAGCCGGAAGGAAAAUGGCGGCUACCUAGGGUUAAGGUGUUUUGGUACCAAAGUGUCGUCCGCGCUCUUUUCGCCCGAUUUCUUUGUCCGCGGCGGCGUGCCGAUGGCGCAGCCGAAGGAGGAGCAACUGUUCGUCGAGGAGAUCGACUCGGCGGAGCUGUUCAAGGUCGAGGUGGUCGGCCGCGGAUCGUUCGGCGUGGUGUGGCGCGCCGAGUGGCGGCAGCGUCCGGUCGCCGUCAAGUUCAUCGAGUCCGACUCGGAGAAGCGCGCCUUUGCCGUCGAGAAGAAGCAGUUGUCCCGCGUCCGGCACGAGAACAUCAUCCGUCUCUACGGGGCCAGCACCGUCCGGCCCGUGUGCCUCGUGAUGGAAUUCGCGGAGGGCGGAUCCCUCUACAAUCUGCUGCACAGCCGGCCCUACCGGACGUACACGGCCGGUCACGCCAUCAGCUGGGCUCUGCAGUGCGCCAGGGGCGUGGCCUACCUGCACAGCCUGCAGCCGAAGGUGAUUCACCGCGACCUGAAGCCGCCAAACCUGCUGCUCGUGGACCGAGGCGGGACGAGGCUCAAGAUCUGCGAUUUUGGCACGGCGCGGGACCUCACCACUUGCGGACAUCUGACCAACAACCAGGGCUCGGCCGCCUGGAUGGCGCCAGAGGUCUUCGAGGGGUCCAGCUACACGGAGAAGUGUGAUGUCUUCAGCUGGGGAAUUAUUUUGUGGGAGGUGUUGACGAGGCGGCGGCCCUUCGACAACAUCAAAGGCGCGACGGUGGCUAUUCUCUGGGCGGUGCACACGGGCCAGCGGCCGCCACUGAUCGCUAACUGCCCUCCGCCGCUGGAGGCGCUGAUGACCAGUUGUUGGGAGAAGGAGUCGUCUGAACGGCCGGCCAUGGUCGAGGUCGUGGAGCGAAUGGAGCGGCUGGCCGUCCACUUUCCUGGCGGCGAACUGCCCAUCAUCGAGUACGAAGGCCAAAGCAGCGAAAAUGAAGAGGAUGAAGACGAAGAUGAUGAUGAGGACACAAUGGAGACCUUUGGACCCCAAACCACCACGUCGCUAAACGGAACAAUCAGCUCGGUGCUUUCGACCCAGCUGGCGCCGCUGUCGGUGCAGGUGUCGGAGCCGGAGACGCUGGCACCGCUGCCUGAGGUUGAGCUGCGGCCGCACCCGUUCGCCAGGCUGGAGGCAAUCACGGCCACACGGCCCACCACGCUGCUGCAGCCGCCCAAGCGGCCGCAAAUGCGCCAGUCCAACAUCAACAACGACCAGUGGGAGGUCGGUGACGAGAUCAGCCCUGUCGAGGAGGCCAAACCCAUCCCUACUGCAGCAGCGGCGGCGGCAACCACGGCGACGACGGCAGCGGCGGCUCCACGCAGCAGCGGUCCGGAGGCGCGGAGUGGCGGCGGCGAGUCUGAGGAGCUGGACAACGUGUACCAGAUGCUGGACCCGAAGCUGCAGCCGCUGCCGCCCGACCCGGACAACCCCGACUCGCUGCGGGUCUUCAACGAGCACAAGCAGCUGGCGCAGGAGUACUUCAGGGUGCAGACGGAAAUGGCCUACACGCGCCAGCACAGGGACAACCUGGCCGAGAGGCUCUCAGAGGAGCAGCUCCAGCAGCCCAGCCAGCAACUCGAGGAGCUCGCCAAGCUCGAGAGCGAGAAGGAGAACCUGGAGCAGCUGCAGCGGAAUUUGCGGCGGCAGCUGGAGCUGAUCCGGAGGGCGCGAGGGUCGCCGCACGACUGGGUGGUGGUGCCGCCGAGGACGUAGGCGGCGGCCGGCCAGCCCCCGGCGCCGCCCCUGACUGUGAUACACUGCCGUCGCCGCCGCCGUGGCCGUGGCCGCCGCCGAAUCUAGUCCUCGGCUCCCGUUAGUCAUUCCCGCCGGCCGCCGCCGCCAACAAGCCGCACCGCUCUCGUAUUUAUUUUCUCAGCCGACCCGAGUGAGCGAGCGAGCGAAGAAGCAACCAACCAACGCCGUCGGACGGCCAACAACAAAAGAGUAUUUUAACUACUGCUUCCGACAAGUGGAACAAAUCGUUUUUACUACCCAGAGAUUAAUAAAUAAAUAAAUUUUGUAUGAAACUUUGAACUGAAAUGAAA